Manis javanica (Malayan pangolin) is the source of this 5447-nucleotide messenger RNA. It is a transcript of the gene MCTP1, whose product is annotated as multiple C2 and transmembrane domain containing 1. Gene Ontology annotation, biological process: regulation of neurotransmitter secretion. Gene Ontology annotation, molecular function: calcium ion binding. Gene Ontology annotation, cellular component: synaptic vesicle membrane. NCBI's taxonomy places the organism in Eukaryota, Metazoa, Chordata, Mammalia, Pholidota, Manidae. The record is from RefSeq and is a predicted model, not a curated record.
GCAGCCGGGGAGGGCGGAGGAGAAGGAGGCGGCGGCGGCGGAGGAGGCGUGGAGAGGAGGAGCAGGGGGUGGUGGAUGGAGCCCCGGGCUGCCGCGGCGGGCUCGCCCGAGCCAGCGGCGGUGGCCUCCUCUUUCCAGGCCCGGCUCUGGAGGAACCUGCAGCUGGGGGUGGGCAAGAGCAAGGGCGGCGGGGGCGGGCGCACGGGGGGCCCCGAGCGCCGCACUGCGGACACCCCGUCGCCCUCCCCGCCGCGCCCCCGGGGCAGGCGGGACGCCCUGGCCGGCGUGGGUGGCGCGGGCAGCAGGUGGAGCGGCUUCAUGAAAAAGAAGCAAGUGCUGGACCGCGUCUUCUCCUCUUCCCAGCCCAACCUGUGCUGCUCCUCGCCGGAGCCUCUCGAGCCGGGCGGCGCGGGCAGAGCCGAGCAGGGGUCCGGGCUGCGCCGCCGGAUUCGCGAGCAUUUGCUUCCCGCGGGAAAGGGGGCGGCCGCCGGAGCGGCAGGAGGGACGCCUCCUGGCGGACGCUCCCCAGACUCGGCUCCCUCGUCGUCUUCCGCCUCAUCCUCCCUGUCCUCCUCGCCCCAACCGCCCCCGAGGGGGGACCGCGCCCGAGAUGAGGGUGCACAGCGUCGGAGCCCCGCGGCGCACCUGUGCCAUCAGAAGAGCUCCUCCCUGCCGGGCACCGCCCGCCUGGAGCAGCUGCUGGAGCCGCCGCCGCCUCCCGCGGAGCCCGCGCCGAGCCCCGCCGAGCCGCGGACCCCGGAGGAGGGCGAGGAGUGUGGCAGCAGCCGGAAAAUAAAUACCACUGGAACCAGUAAUGCAGAUGUCUCUUUGGCUGAUCCCGGAAUGUACCAACUGGACAUUACAUUAAGAAGGGGUCAAAGUUUAGCCGCCCGAGAUCGAGGAGGGACAAGUGAUCCAUAUGUAAAGUUUAAAAUUGGAGGAAAAGAAGUUUUUAGAAGUAAAACAAUACACAAGAACCUCAAUCCUGUGUGGGAGGAGAAAGCUUGCAUUCUUGUUGACCACCUCAGGGAACCAUUGUAUAUAAAGGUAUUUGAUUAUGAUUUUGGACUACAGGAUGACUUUAUGGGCUCGGCCUUUCUAGAUCUCACACAAUUGGAGCUACACAGGCCCACAGAUGUGACCCUUACACUGAAAGAUCCCCAUUAUCCUGACCAUUAUCUUGGGAUCAUUUUGCUCUCAGUCAUCCUUACCCCUAAAGAAGGAGAACACAGGGAUGUGACAAUGCUAAUGAGGAAGAGUUGGAAAAGAUCAAGUAAGGAGCUCUCAGAAAAUGAAGCAGUCGGAUCUUAUUUUUCUGUGAAGUCUUUCUGUUGGAGGACGUGCGGCAGGCCUGCUUUCCCUGUCCGGGGCGUCUGCAGAGCAGACCUUCAGACUGCUCAUUACCAAAAUGCACAAUUUCAGACCCAAAGUUUACGCCUAUCAGAUGUACACAGAAAAUCACAUCUUUGGAGAGGAAUAGUCAGCAUCACACUGAUUGAGGGGCGAGAUCUCAAGGCGAUGGAUUCAAACGGGUUGAGUGACCCCUAUGUGAAGUUCCGGCUCGGGCACCAGAAAUAUAAGAGCAAGAUUAUGCCAAAAACGUUGAAUCCUCAGUGGAGGGAACAGUUUGAUUUUCAUCUCUAUGAAGAGAGAGGUGGCAUCAUUGACAUCACUACCUGGGACAAAGAUGCUGGGAAAAGGGAUGAUUUCAUUGGCAGGUGCCAGGUCGACCUGUCAGCCCUCAGUAGGGAACAGACGCACAAGUUGGAGUUACAGCUGGAAGAAGGUGAGGGACACCUGGUACUGCUGGUUACCCUGACAGCAUCGGCCACAGUCAGUAUUUCUGACUUCUCUGUCAACUCCCUGGAGGACCAGAAAGAACGGGAGAAAAUAUUGAGGAGAUAUAGUCCACUGCGGAUAUUUCACAACCUGAAAGAUGUGGGAUUUCUCCAGGUGAAAGUAAUCAGAGCAGAAGGAUUAAUGGCUGCUGAUGUCACAGGUAAAAGUGACCCAUUUUGUGUAGUUGAACUGAACAAUGAUAGACUGCUAACACAUACCGUCUACAAAAAUCUGAAUCCUGAGUGGAACAAAGUCUUCACAUUCAACAUUAAAGAUAUCCAUUCAGUUCUUGAAGUGACAGUUUAUGAUGAAGAUCGGGAUCGAAGUGCUGACUUUCUGGGCAAAGUUGCUAUACCACUGCUGUCUAUUCAAAAUGGUGAACAGAAAGCCUACGUCUUGAAAAACAAGCAGCUGACAGGGCCAACAAAGGGGGUCAUCUAUCUUGAAAUAGAUGUGAUUUUUAAUGCUGUGAAAGCCAGCUUACGAACAUUAAUACCCAAAGAACAGAAGUACAUUGAAGAGGAAAACAGACUCUCUAAACAGCUGCUCCUAAGAAACUUUGUCAGAAUGAAGCGCUGUGUCAUGGUGCUCGUAAACGCUGCAUACUACGUUAAUAGUUGCUUUGAUUGGGACUCACCCCCUAGGAGCCUCGCUGCUUUUGUGCUCUUUCUCUUUGUUGUCUGGAACUUUGAACUCUACAUGAUCCCACUGGUUUUGUUGUUACUAUUGACAUGGAAUUACUUCUUGAUAAUAUCAGGGAAAGAUAACAGGCAACGUGAUACAGUAGUGGAGGACAUGCUAGAGGACGAGGAAGAAGAAGAUGACAGAGAUGACAAGGACAGUGAAAAAAAGGGAUUUAUAAAUAAAAUCUAUGCCAUCCAGGAGGUAUGUAUCAGUGUCCAGAACAUCCUAGAUGAAGUGGCUUCCUUUGGCGAAAGGAUAAAGAAUACGUUCAACUGGACCGUCCCAUUCUUAAGCUGGCUGGCCAUUGUAGCCCUCUGUGUGUUCACAGUCAUCCUGUACUUCAUUCCACUGAGAUACAUUGUCCUUGUCUGGGGCAUCAAUAAAUUUACAAAAAAGCUUCGGAGUCCAUAUGCAAUCGAUAACAACGAACUACUUGACUUCCUUUCCAGAGUCCAUUCAGAUGUACAAGUGGUGCAAUACCAUGAACUGAAACCAGAUCCUUCUCACAGCCCAUGUAAAAGGAAGAAAAACAAUCUUGGCUAGCUAGCUCCCAGCACUGAGGAGACCAGCAUUUGUUUGGGAAGAUAAAAGAAAAAGCCUUCAGCCUCAGCAGCAUUUCCUUUCUUCCUGCUUUUUAUUUAUUUUGCCUUUUUAUCAUGAUUGAGAGAAUUUGUAAAUAGUGUACAAAGGCAUAUGUCUUUGAAAACAUACUUCCAUUGUACAGAAUUGAUUUGAUAAAGGUUUUGCUACUGCUGCGUGAAAGCCUGGUUAGCAGUGGUAAUAACAAAACACGUUGGAACAAAUGUUAAGAAUGAGAACAUUGGGAGACACACAGGUCUUUAGUUGUAAGUGGAGAAACCAGAAUAUUAGAUUAAAUGUUUAGCUAUGCUCUGAUGAAAUCUACAUAAAAUAUAAAUCUCAAUUUGAUUUUAAGGUUUUUUUUUAAUGUGACUAUUUUUUUAUCUGAAAAGUAAUCCAUUACAUUUUUCUAUGUUUUGUACAUUUCAAAAGGGAGGGGGGACUGCAAAAUCUAAGAGAACAGAUGCAUUUCAAUUUAACAUGAAUUUUGACUGCAGAUCCUGACCUUCAUUCCUGUGCAAAUUAUUUAGAUAUGCUAGGCUGACUUUAAUUUAACCAGUGAAGGUAUAUUUACCCCUUGAAGAGAAACUUCCACACUCUUGAAAUCCUACAAAGAGAACUUCCAAACCAUCUAUCAUUCCAUCUAAACCUUAAAAUCUCCACAGGACUACACACAAAUACUGCCAGGUUUAUAAAUGAUUGCUUAUCUGAAUUUUUAUACAUACCACUACUUUAAUUUGUACCAAGUCUGCAAAUCAGCAACCCAGUUCAAUUUCAAAAAAACAAAAAACAAAAACUAGCAAACUAAAUCCAUAUUGCUUUUUGUGUCAGAUCAUACUUAUGAUGUGCAUCUAAAAAUAUUUAAUACUGAAGUGUUCUCACACAAAAUAUCUUUCUCACUAGAUUACUGAAAUGCUUUAGUGCAUACUAUGAUUUUUGCUCUCAGUGUGAAUUUUAAUGUAGACUGAUAUGCCAGUGUUUCAUUACAUUCAUGUAUAGAAAAUAAUUAUUCUUGAUGAUAUGAAUGCAUGAAAACCUAUUUUGUAAAAUACACUGCUUAUGGGGAGAGGAGUUUGCCUUUAAAAAAAUGUUCUGCUACUUACCAUAGAAUCUAUACUCAAAAAUUGCAUUCCCAAGACUCCUACAGUAGUUUUUGUACUUAACUCUCUGGUACAUCAAGGGAGUAUACCUCUGGAGACAGAAAUAAUUUGGUGACAAUGUCUUACUUCCCUGACAAGAUAGGGGAUUAUGCUUGGUUUGAAACUGCUGCAAUGUGCACUAUUUUAUUAAUAAUAGCCUGGAACAGGUGAAGAUGGGUGUUAUACUGGAAAAAUGUAGAAAAGCCAGAAGCAAGAAGUAUAUAUUUCACUCUAAAGGAAGAGACUUUAAAAAUAAAUUUACUCUCAUCAAAGCUGAUUUUUUAAAGUAUUUUUAUUUUAAAGCUAUGUUGUUAAAUACUAUUUCUUAUGAUAGAACUAUUUUGACCUGUUUAUACACUAUGCUUGAAAGAAUGUCAAUUAAAUUCCCUUUCUACAUAAAGGCUUUAACCUCAAUAUGCUCUAUUCAGCUCUUAUUUAUAAUAACAUGCUUCUAUCUGCAUACCAUCAGUUCGUUGCUAAGACAAAAUACUCCAUAAAGUUGUUACUACAGAAAGUUUACUGAUGGGAUAAUUUGUUUGAAAUAACUUUUGAUUAUAUCUUGUGUGAAAUUUAUGUUCUAUGCUGACAGUGUCUACAAGUCUGAUACUCUACAACUUCAGAUGCACCUAGUGGAUAGUAACAUAACCAUUAUUAACAGAUGACUAAUUUCUGUUUGUUUCAUUCUAUCAAAUUCCAGAUGUUUAGUUCAAUGAUAAUGUUGACGACUAUACAUUCACUGCAUUAAAUAAAAAAAAUAAUCUUUUCUAAGUAUAAUCAGUAGUUUUCUUUUUUUGGUGGUUAAGAGAGGAGUGAGUAAUGAAGGACUGUCUGCAUAUUCAUGUAACUGUCACUUCUCUUAGAGAAACCUAGGUUUGGUUUGGACAGCAAGGCCUUCCUUGAAAACUUAAAACCUUGACUACAGAACUCAGAGAAGUAAAAACUUAACUUGAGAACUGAUAAGAUACUGAGAGGAAUCUUCACUGCUUUUACAAACUACUAGAUUCACAGGCUAAAAAAUAAGAGACUGUGUCUAACAGAAUUUUAACAAUUUCUCCUUCAGGCUAAGGUUUAGUUUUGCUUCUUGAAAGAUGUUUAACUUGAUUUAAUUUUGAGAGAUUUGCCAUGUACACUUGACCACUGAACAAUAUGGGGGUUAAGGAACACUACUUGCACAAUGAAAAACCCAAGUAUAACUUUUGACUCCCU